This is a messenger RNA of Cebus imitator (Panamanian white-faced capuchin), 2471 nucleotides long. Its product is annotated as alkaline phosphatase, germ cell type. The coding region runs from base 128 to 1729 and encodes 533 amino acids. The transcript is spliced from 11 exons. Gene Ontology annotation, cellular component: plasma membrane. NCBI's taxonomy places the organism in Eukaryota, Metazoa, Chordata, Mammalia, Primates, Cebidae. The record is from RefSeq and is a predicted model, not a curated record. Gene Ontology annotation, molecular function: alkaline phosphatase activity. Gene Ontology annotation, biological process: dephosphorylation.
GGGUCAAGGUGGCAACAAGGGGAGGGCCCCCUGACACUUCUCCAGGAUUUAAACCCAGGCGGCCUGGAGUGCAGCUCCUACUCCAUACCCAGUAUUCCUGCCUCACCGCUCGCCUGCUACUCCAGACAUGCAGGGACCCUGGGUGCUGCUGCUGCUGCUGGGCCUGAGGCUGCAGCUCUCCCUGGGCAUCAUCCCAGCUGAGGAGGAGAACCCGGACUUUUGGAACCGUCAGGCAGCCAAGGCCCUGGAUGCCGCCAAGAAGCUGCAGCCCACACAGACAGCUGCCAAGAACCUCAUCCUCUUCCUGGGCGACGGGAUGGGGGUGUCUACGGUGACAGCCGCCAGGAUCCUAAAGGGGCAGAAGAAGGGCAAACUGGGGCCAGAGACGCCCCUGGCCAUGGACCGCUUCCCAUACGUGGCUCUGUCCAAGACAUACAGCGUAGACAUGCAUGUGACAGACAGCGCAGCCACAGCCACGGCCUACCUGUGCGGGGUCAAGGGCAACUUCCAGACCAUCGGCUUGAGCGCAGCCGCCCGCUUUAACCAGUGCAACACGACCCGCGGCAAUGAGGUCGUCUCCGUGAUGAACCGGGCCAAGAAGGCAGGGAAGUCCGUGGGUGUGGUGACCACCACACGGGUGCAGCACGCCUCGCCAGCUGGUGCCUACGCACACACGGUGAACCGCAACUGGUACUCGGACUCUAACAUGCCUUUCUCCGUCCGCCGGGAGGGCUGCCGGGACAUCGCCAUGCAGCUCAUCUCCAACAUGGACAUUGACGUGAUCCUUGGUGGAGGCCGAAAGUACAUGUUUCCCACGGGGACCCCAGACCCUGAGUACCCAAGUGAUGCCAGCCAGAAUGGAAUCAGGCUGGACGGGAAGAACCUUGUGCAGGAAUGGCUGUCAAAGCACCAGGGUGCCCGGUAUGUGUGGAACAGCACUGAGCUCAUGCAGGCUUCCCUGGACCCGUCUGUGACCCACCUCAUGGGUCUCUUUGAGCCCGGAGACAUGAAAUAUGAGAUCCACCGAGACCCCACACGAGACCCCUCCCUGAUGGAGAUGACGGAGGCCGCCCUACGCCUGCUGAGCAGGAACCCCCGAGGAUUCUUCCUCUUUGUCGAGGGCGGCCGCAUCGACCAUGGUCAUCAUGAAAGCAGGGCUUACCGGGCACUGACUGAGACGAUCAUGUUCGAUGACACCAUUGAGAGGGCGGGCCAGCUCACCAGCGAGGAGGACACGCUGGCCCUCGUCACCGCUGACCACUCCCACGUCUUCUCCUUUGGUGGCUACCCCCUGCGAGGGAGCUCCAUCUAUGGGCUGGCCCCCGGCAAGGCCCGGGACGGGAAGGCCUACACGGCUCUCCUAUAUGGAAACGGUCCCGGCUAUGUGCUCAAAGGCGGCGCCCGGCCGGAUGUUACCGAGAGCCAGAGCGGGAGCCCUGAGUACCGGCAGCAGUCAGCAGUGCCCCUGGACGGAGAGACCCACGCAGGCGAGGACGUGGCGGUGUUUGCGCGCGGCCCGCAGGCGCACCUGGUGCAUGGCGUGCAGGAGCAGAGCUUCAUAGCGCACGUCAUGGCCUUCGCCGCCUGCCUGGAGCCCUACGAGGACUGCGACCUGACGCCCCUGGCUGGGACCACCAACGCUGCGCAUCUGAGUCGGGCCGUGGUCCUUGAGGUGCUGCUUCUGUGGGCUGGGAUCCUGCUGCUACUGGGGACAGCCGCUGCUCGCUGAGUGCCCUGUCCCUGGGGCUCCUGCUUCCCCAUCCCGGAGUUCUGCUCCAGAUGUCCUGCCACGGAACUUCACCUCCCCGUGCGCCCUGGGGACUGAGUCCAUGACACCAUGCCUUUGCUCUAGCUUGCCUUCAAAUUUCGACCCCAACAACAGGGACUGGGGAUUUGUGCCUGGCAGCUGCCUGCAACCCAGGAAAAGAGGCUCAGACUACCCAGCCUCUGCCCAUAUCCCAGACAGGCUCCCUCCUCAGGGACACGAGGCACCCAGAUAUAGGCCCCUGUGCCUUUCUUAGCUUCAGUCAUGGCAGCACCUGAGGGACAUGAGGACGUGGGAGCAUCAGGAUGCCUGGAAAAGCGGCUUCCUGCAACCCAUCCCGCCAGCCAACGAGGCUGCUGUGGCCGGGAUUCCCAGGGAGUCUUUGACACAAUCACCUGCUGUCCCUCCACUGGGCUAAUUCUACAUCCCUGCGCCCCUUCUAGGGGCCCAUGAGGCAGAGAGGCUUGCCCCAAGUCACACCCACUCUGAUGCUCAAAGCCCCCUAAGGUCAAUUUCGGCACCCAGCUGAGAUCCGAGGAGCAGCUGGGAAGCUCUGGGUGCAGGGCAGCAGCCCAGUGUCCAUGGCCCGCCCCAGGCCAUCUGGGCACUGGGCUUAGAUUUCUCAACAAAGAAGACUCUUACCUCCCGUCCCCGGACCUCCAUUCUUCUGGAAAACAAAGCAAUAAUAAAAGGAAGUGUUAGACAA